AUGGACCAAGGAAAUUAUUCUAGAGUGACUGAGUUUGUGUUGCUGGGACUAUCCAGUUCCUGGGAGCUCCAGUAUUUCUUCUUUGUGUUGUUUAACUUCUUAUACAUCACCAUUGUGCUGGGCAACCUCCUUAUUGUCCUCACAGUGAUUUCUGAACCUUCCCUGCACACACCCAUGUACAUCAUGCUCAGUAACCUUUCUGUUCUUGAUGUGUUUCUUGCCACAUACGCAACCCCUAAGAUGAUCCAUGACUUCCUUAAUGAAUCUAAGACCAUCUCGUUUGAGGGUUGCAUGGCCCAGAUAUUCUUGCUCCAUGUCUUUGCUGGUGGGGAGAUGGUGCUCCUUGUAGCCAUGGCCUAUGACAGGUAUGUAGCCAUUUGCAAACCCCUCCACUAUACAACCAUCAUGAACCCAUGCAAGUGUACAGGCCUGGUGGUAGGCUCGUGGGUCAUUGGAGUCUUGCAUUCCUUGAGUCAGUUAGCUUUCACUGUAAACUUGCCCUUCUGUGGCCCAAACAUAGUUGAUAGUUACUAUUGUGACCUGACUCUGGUCAUCAAACUGGCCUGCACAGACACAUAUGUCCCUGAAGUGUUGAUGCUUUUGGACAGUGGUCUCAUGGGGGUCACUUCGUUCUUGCUCUUACUGAUCUCCUACACGGUCAUCCUAGUGACUGUGCGGCGCCACUCCUCAGCGGGCACAGCAAAGGCCCGCAGCACCCUGACUGCCCACAUCACUGUGGUGACCCUCUUUUUUGGGCCCUGUAUCUUCAUCUAUGCCUGGCCUUUUGGCAACUUUCCAGUGGAUAAAGUUCUUUCUGUGUUCUCUACGGUUUUCACACCUAUAUUGAACCCUGUUAUCUAUACGCUGAGAAACAAAGAAGUGAAAUCAGCAAUGCAUAAACUGAAGGCCCGGUAUGUCAGUUCCAGGCUGCUUUCCCAGAAGUCUCGCACAAGAGUGGAUUUGUUGAAUUGA
Condylura cristata (star-nosed mole) is the source of this 972-nucleotide messenger RNA. Its product is annotated as olfactory receptor 4K15-like. Bases 1 to 972 code for a protein of 323 amino acids. Gene Ontology annotation, cellular component: membrane. Gene Ontology annotation, biological process: G protein-coupled receptor signaling pathway. NCBI's taxonomy places the organism in Eukaryota, Metazoa, Chordata, Mammalia, Eulipotyphla, Talpidae. The record is from RefSeq and is a predicted model, not a curated record. Gene Ontology annotation, molecular function: olfactory receptor activity; G protein-coupled receptor activity. The transcript has a single exon.